AUGUCUUCAACUGGCACCACGACAACGACUGGAUCCGCUGGUCAGGAUAUUCCAGAAUCAAUUAAGCCCUCUACCGGCAAUGGGUUGACUUUGGGCACUCAAGGUGUGCAUAACCUACUGAUAGGUGAGCACGAGUUUGCUAAUAAGAAACCGGUUUUCAAGACCAAGGAAGAAGAGCGUCGCCAUACGUUAGAGCACAUGGCGUGUGCGUUUCGGGUUUUCGGCAGAAGAGGCUAUAGCGAGGGUUCUGCAGGUCAUAUCUCCGUGCGGGACCCUGUGAACCCUGAGACGUUCUGGAUAAACCCACUGGGCCGUCAUUUUUCCCUCAUGAGGGUCUCUGACCUUGUGCAUGUGGACGGCGAGGGUAACAUCUUGCCCGAUGGUAACCAGGCCGUCAUCAACAGAGCCGGGUUCAAAAUCCACUCUCACUUACACAGAGCUCGACCAGAUGUCAACGCUGCCUGCCACAUGCACAGCGUCUACGGUAAGGCGUGGUCCGCUUUCGGCAGGGAGCUGGACAUGAUCAACCAGGAUGCGUGUCUGCUUUACAAAAAACACACUGUGUACCAGAACUUUGGCGGAGUCGUUUUCGAGGACGAGGAGGGCAGAAGACUAGCCCAGGCCCUCAAAGACAACAAAGCUAUCAUUCUGAAAAACCACGGCCUACUGACAGUCGGGGAAACCAUCGACGAGGCUGCUUACCUAUUCACGAUGAUGGAACGCACGUGCGAGGUCCAACUCCAAGUGGAAAUGGCCUCCAAGAGCGGACUAGAAAAACAGAUUAUCGGUGAUGAGGAGGCCUACUACACCUACUUCAACACCUCGGAUCCUGAAACGCUUUACACAGAAUUUCAACCCGACUACGACCUGGAGAUGGAAUUGUCGAAUGGCGAUUUUUUGAAGUAG
Lachancea fermentati is the source of this 906-nucleotide messenger RNA. The record is from the annotation of a GenBank genome assembly. Lineage: Eukaryota; Fungi; Ascomycota; Saccharomycetes; Saccharomycetales; Saccharomycetaceae.